UAUGUUGACAACCCUACUUGCAAUAGCAACUCUGCAGUAGCGCGUCCGCGUCGCGUUGUAAUUUUUUGUUAAAUUUUUUAAGCUUGUUAAAUAGAGUGGCAUGUCCUAAGUUAAGUCUUCCCUCCGCAUAUGAAACUGAUCUGACCAUGAGCACCUCAACCAUCGACAACGUGCGGGUGUUGCUGCAGUCCCUGCCCGCCGCCGCAAAUAACAUCAACAGUGCCGGCAUUGCAGGCGAACAGCAGACGCCGGGCAAGGGCCUGGGUUUGCCCACAACUACACCCCUGCGCGCCAGAAACUUGAGCCAGCAGCUCCAGCUUAAUGCGCCGUUUACUCCGGAGAAGGUUGAAGAGAAACCUACGUCGGCUCCCGAGGAGUUCUGGCGAGAUCUGCAGCAGUUUCACGAACGACGCGGCACUCCGUUAACACAGGCGGCCAAGAUCAGUGGCAAGCAUGUGGACCUUUACAAGUUGUACAAUGAGGUCACGGAGCGCGGUGGCUUCAACAAAGUGAACAUGCGGGAUGAGUGGGACGAGGUAUACAGUGCUAUGGAGACUCUGCGGGAGCGCUGCGUCAAUGGGACGGCGGGAAUCAAACACAUAUAUAGACGCUAUCUGGAUAAGUACGAGCGCCUGAAUUUCUUUGGGGAAGAUCCGGACAAGAUGGAGGCUUUGGAGGCGGCCAUUGAGAACGCGGAAAUGGGCGGUGGACGCUCCCGAUCGCGGGCUUUGGGUGCCGGCGGAGGCGGCGUUGGCGGCGGUGGUCUGGGCAGCAUCUUUGGUUCAAUGCACUCCACGCUACCGGCGGUACCUAUGGCCUACAACCAGCGCCAGCACUCUGUAAGCGUGGAGCGUCGACGACAGUACAAGAUGUCCACUCAGCUUCACCGACAUAGCAGCUACGAGAAGCUGUUGCUAUCCCUGCUCUCACCUCUGCCCAACGAACAGGACUUUGCCAUAAAUGUGUGCACCCUUAUGUCCAAUGAAGUGCGCCACACGCUCCAGCUAUCCGAGUGUCCCAAGUUGCUGGAUGUGCUGCUGGCCCAUCUGGGCGUCUAUGCCGAUUUUACUAUGCGCCAACUGUUUCAGCAUAGCUACGCCGAGGUGCGACACCACUCGCAGCUCAGCUUCUGGCGCGACCUGCUUCACGACAAACCCCAGAUCCUCGAGCUAUAUACUGACGAGCAGGCCUGGGUGGACAACGGUCUGAUUAGCAAAGAGGACAGGGAGAACACAGCUGCUCGUAGCGAGCUGCUGGCGGCGUGCGAUGAGUUAGAUUUCCUUAACCUACGGCGCAGCAACGGCACCGAUGAGCGGAUGGGCCAGCGCGUACUUCAGAUUGUCCAGCUUGUGCGAACCCUUAGUUUCCAUCAGGAAAAUCACGCUCUUCUCGCCUCAAAUCGCACAUUGUGGCGUUAUUUGGUCAUGGGGGCCAACGUGCGAUGGAGUAACAUCCAUAUCCAAGCUCUGGAGACAGCCGGCAACCUUGCCCACCAGUUUGAGCUACAGGAUCCCACCACAGACGAGCUAUCGCGGAAUCUACUAGCUACCCUUUGCGAGGGCGUCGACUCCAACGACAGGGCGGUGAUCAUCAGCUGCCUUGAGAUACUUUACAAGCUUUGCGGUCGCGAGGGAAACUCACAGCACAUUAACCGUUGCCUUGGUUUGGACUUUUACCAGCGCGCCAUGCUACUGCUCUCACUGACCGACGUGAUGCUCCUCAUUUUUACUCUGGAGGCCGUAUACGCACUGAGCUCCCUGGGAGCGCGACCGUGUUCGAUGCUGAUGCAAGUGCGAGGUCUGCUGGAUCAGCUGGUGGCCCUGAUCACUGUGGAGGCACAGACCUACGGCGCAGACGGUUGUAUACUAAUGCGAGUUGUAGAGGUAGUGCCGGGAAAUAUGAUAGCCUCGCUGGCCCAGACCAAUAUGCCGGCCAUGCAAGCCAAUCCCGCGGCGUCUGCUGCAUCGCUCACUACGCUACCACCAUCGCUUCAGGUGGCAAUAAAGCCGCCAGUCGCCUUGCCCACACCAACGGCCGCCCAGACACAAGUUCUCCUGCCCCAGGGAGGGGAGCAGGCCGUAGUAACCCCGUCGUUGCCAUCGGUUCCAACGCUUCCCAGUCUUCCGAUGCCUAGUCUGCCCCAAGUUCAGCUGCCGGUUCCUAGCUUGCCGCAGGUCCAGUUGCCUCCAAUUGCGGCCACCGUCUCUCUGCCCAGUCUACCAUCAGCAGGGCCAAGCUUCACCCACGAGGACGAGCAGUACGCAUUGGCCUGGCUAGGAGCCACCUACGAGCGGGGUGCUGGCAUUGCCCACGAACUGCGCGUGGAGCAGGCGGAGCUGUACAGAAUCUACCUAUCGCACUGUCAAAAGGCGGGAAAGCUCUCUGUGGUGAAUCACAUGCAGUUUCCCCGUCUCGUGCGGCUAAUCUUCAAUCAGACGGUGGGACCGGUGAUCGUGCGACAGCUGGAUGGUACAGAGCUUCCGGGCACAUACUACAUUGGCAUUCGAAUGCGUGCUCAGCCGCUGAUUAUGCAGCAGAAGCCACCUAUGCAGAAAAAGGAAACUCCCAUCCUACCCAAGCCGCAGCCAAGCGAUCAUAUUGCUGCUGAAGUGACGGCCGAAGAAGCACCAACACCAACAACUGGUCAACUGCCACCUUCGGCAGUUACGCCACCUCCCAGUUCUUCACUAAUCAAGAGUCUCUUGGCCAACAAGGUCACCGAGCGUCAACAGAAGCAAAAGGCACAGGCUCAGUCGCCACAGCCACAGCCGCAGCCCCCAGCCCUGGUGGCCACCACAGCGCCUUCGUCAAAUUCCAGUACCCAACCCAUCAAGGUCACCUCGACGGCCAUUAGUGCCUUUGUAAACAACCCACUCAUGCAGCACACACCGGUGAAGGUGGGACAGACUACCAUCAAGCCGCUGCAUCCCCAAAUGGCUAUGGAACAGAAGAAGCCUAUAACAGACUCGGCUCCGCCGCCCCUAGCUCCACUGAGUGGAGCAAACGUGGUAAGCAAAGAUGCCAGUGGGCGCACUCUCAUCAUUGCAGCAGCUGCGGCGGCGGCAAAACGCAAGUUAACCAUCGACGAGGAGCAGAACAAGCGUCUGGCCUUGGACGGCGGCAGCUCCAGUUCUUCCGCAAGCAAGGACGAACCUCAGGUUACACCUUCGAAGAAUGCGGCCAAUUUGUAUGCGGACUUGGCGGCCUCCAUACUGGAGGACGAGGACUUGGAUGACGUUCCACCGCUGACCAAGCCCAAUCAGGAGCAGACCCAGCAAUCGUCGCAACAGCAACAGCUCCAGCUUAUUCCUGCGAAAGUGCAGCAGACUCAGCGGCAGCUGGUAUUCCCCACCAGCACUAGUGUUUCCUCUCCUGGCCCACCGCCGCAACUUAAACUGGCCACUACGGCCACUAUCAAAACGGAUCAGGGUCUGCAGACCGUUCCUGUGAUAUUGCAGCCCAAGAGCACGGUAGAACAUGUCACACCAGCGCCGCAGACGCAGUAUGUUCUGGCCACCAAUCAGCAGGGUCAAACUUACUUGGUAGCCCAGCAAACUCAGCCGGCCAUUCCGCCACCCACUCAGUCUGCUCCUCCCACGUUGCUGGUGACCCAAACCCCGCAGCAGCAGACCAAAACAAUUAUUAUUCUUCAGCAGCCAGGAGGAGGAGUGUCGGCUGCCAAUGUGGCGGGUACGCAGAAGAUGAUCAUGACAACGGCGCAGGGGCAGCAGGUAUUGGUUACCACCACCACUCCGCAGUCAGCUCCGCGUAACGCAACGCCCCAGCAGCAGCAGAUCUUUAUAGCACCUCAACGUCCCGUUCCCGCCUUGGGUGCACCUGGACAAAUGUCGCCCUCAUUGCUGUCGCAGCUUAAUCAAAUCCCAGCCACCAUCAAACUGCACCAGCCGCAACCACAGCCGCAGCAGAGGUUGGUGGCCACUAAAGCGGCCGCUGCAGUGCCCAUUCCCCAGCUGCAGCAACACCAGUCCAUUAUCCAGCAGCACAUCAUCUCCGGCCCCUCCACACCAGUAUCCUCCUCCUCAGCUGGCGAGAAGAGGCAAAUCAUUCUGGGCGGUGGAAUAAAGGAGACUACGCUCAUCACCCAGACCCCGGCCACAGCGGCUCCCCUACAGCAGAGCCAGCUUAACUCACAAACGAUUAUCACCACACAGCCGCCGCCCAUCACCACCACAGCAGGCACUGUUGGGGGCGUAACCCUUCAGCAGCAACAGCAGCAGCACAUCCGAACUGUCUUGCUGGAGCAGCAACAACAGCACCAGCAGCACCAUCCAUCCAUCAUUCAGCAAAAGAUCACAAUGCCCACUAUCUCAGAGGCAGCGAAACCUAAGGCUGUUAACACUGCUACAGCUCCGGGUACAUUGUCUGGCACCACUUCCGUCCUGGCCAAGAAGGCAUUGCAAACGCCAAUGAAGCCAUCACCAGUCACCCAGACUGUUGUGGUAACGACGGCCACUACAAGUGCUGAAUCGACGGUGGCAGGCACCAAAUCAGUUGUGGCAACAACUACCAGCGAACCCAAGAUAGCAGAUCAGCCGCCAGUUACAUCGAGUGCUUUGGUCACCACCGCUCCCACAAGCAGCACCGCUAGCAAUAGCAGCAGCGGCGCUGUGGUAGUCAGUCAGAGCGUAUACGCUGCACCACCUACUCCCAGUGGUACUGCCACUACGCCUGCCGCAGUGCCCGUAGACGUCAACUGGUUGUACAUAUGCGAUUGGCGCAACUGUCCGCGUAGGAAGUUCAAGUCUCUGAACGAGCUCAAGUACCACGUGUGUAACGUGCACUGUCCGGACCAUCUGGACUCUGACGCUGACAUCUACUGUCAGUGGGGCAGUGGACCCACGUUCUGCGACAAUAGAGCGCGCAAGCGGUACUCUUUGAUGACUCAUUUGAUUGACCGACACUUGACACCGGAGAAUUUGCGUGCCGGAGUGCAGCGACGCCUAACCACUGGCAUUCAUAAUGUGGCGCCCUCUCAGCCGCCCGUGACCAUAGUGCGAAACGAGGGUCAUGCCCAGCGAGUACUGCCGGGAAGUGGCACUGUAGGUGCAUCAACAGCAGCGCCCGUUGCCUCCACUGCACCUCCAGUUGUAGGCAGCGCCGCGAUGCAAGCCAUGAACCGACAUACCACGGACUACACCAACUCCAAGGAGCUGAUGGAUGAAAACGAGGGGCCCGUCACCAAGAGCAUACGCUUGACAGCGGCACUAAUUCUUCGCAAUUUGGUUACGUACUCGUCAACGGCCAAGCGUAGCCUUAAGCGCUACGAGCCCCACUUGGCCAAUAUAGCACUGAGCAAUGUGGAGGCCAGCGGAGUGCUCUCUCACAUUAUGUACGAGCUGAGUCAGUAGGAGCAGUUGCUGCUUUCCUGUAUUUUUGUACUACAUAUGCAGAUUAUCUUUAGAAGCGGCUUGUAAUAACGACACUAUUAAAAUGUGAAAACCAACUUUGUAA
Messenger RNA from Drosophila serrata, 5472 nucleotides. It is a transcript of the gene Bap170, whose product is annotated as Brahma associated protein 170kD. Gene Ontology annotation, cellular component: SWI/SNF superfamily-type complex. Lineage: Eukaryota; Metazoa; Arthropoda; Insecta; Diptera; Drosophilidae. Gene Ontology annotation, biological process: regulation of DNA-templated transcription. The record is from RefSeq and is a predicted model, not a curated record. Gene Ontology annotation, molecular function: DNA binding.